CUGCGUUGUAACAUCUGGCGGUGUCGACCCGUUCGCUGUCGACGAGGCGGCGUGAGAUUGGGAAUUGACGGAUGCUGCCCACGUCGUGCGUGACCGAAGCUUCGGACGUUACUGAGCUAUACCGCGAUCUUGAGCGCAAUGAAGCGAUGGACGAUGAAGCUGAAGUCGUCGACGCCACGAGCGACGAGGACGACCUUGGAGCGUGGACAAUGUACAACCUACUCUGGCGCGGCCAUGUCAACGUCGUCAAGACGCGGCUCGAGUCUGGGACGUUCACGGAAGUGGACUUUCUGACAGCGGAAGAGUGCUAUUUUGCCAUGCCGACCCUCGGCAACAAUGAGCCCUUUACAUUUCUGGACACGGCCGCGUUCAUGGGCCACGAUGACAUUGUCGGCCUCGCACUGGCACAUACCGACUUUCGUCGUCUCAACAAGUAUGCGUCCAAGCCUCUUCUCUUGGGGGUCGUGGAAAAGCACAAGCGCGUCGUCCAGAUCCUGCUUUCGUCGAUCGCUGACGAAGUGGACCUCGGCGCUCUACGCGACGCUCGUGGGAGCCCCAUCGUACAUUAUGUUGCUGAACACGAGGCCAACGAGAUUCUUGCGAUGCUCUUGGCCCACGGCGCGCCGGUCGAUGCCACGACAGAGGGCGACGACGGCGAAACUGCGCUUCACAUCGCGGCUCGUCAAGGCAAUGCGCGCGGGGUCGAGCUACUGCUGCAAGCUGGCGCCAACGCCGACGCUCGGUCCAAGUCGGGCAAGACCCCGCUGGACCUUGCUGUUGAGGCGUCAAACGACAAGGACACAGCCAAGCAGGUGCUUGAGUUGCUCUUUCUGGCUGGCACCGAGGUCAACGUGCCAGACGAGGCAAUGACGCCACGAGAUGGCGUUCGCGGUAUGCUGGCGGUCGAAUCAGCGUUUCGAACGAGCUUUCCGCUACACUGCAUUGCACGCAACGGCGAUGACACCGAGUUUGCAAGCUGGGUGCGUGACCAGUACGCAGCAUCCCUGCCCUCGCCGCAGCAGUGGCAAGGCGAGUUCCGGAACGACGCAGACGACGAAGGGGAGCAGCCCUUUCAAUGGAACGUUCAACUUGUGCCCGUGCCACACGAAGCGUGCUAUCGCUUCGUGGGCAAUGGUGUUGAUGCCGAUGGUCGACCGUUUGUCCUUGGCGGCCACUGGAGCGACGAAGGAUUUUCUGCGGAAAAGAGGUAUGAGUGCCGCCCGCCGGCUUACUUCCACGGCCACAUGGACGCCAGCACGGGUGUUGUUUGCGGUUCGUGGACUUGCCUUCUAUCGUGGGUCGGCUUGAUGAAGGGCCGCUAUACGUUCAAGCUCGACGUGCCGUGGCAGCUCUGUCCUGCAUGCAACAGUGCGAUGAUGCCUCAAGCUACCACCAGCUGCGUCGGAUGCCUCCCCGAAGGGUACAACUCGGACGUGUCCGAAGCCACAGCUGAGGACGAGCUCACUGGCCUCGAAGAGAUUCAAGAGAGUAUCGCGAGUGAAAUGACGCGUCCAGACGAGUAUGGUCGCACCGCUCUCAUGUACGCAGCGAGAGAAGGCCACGCUUCGAUCCUCCGCGCGCUCUUGUUUUACUGCGACGAAGACGCGUGCAGCCUCACCGACAAGGAUGGCAAGACGGCACUGGACUAUGCGCUGCGUCGCAGGCUCGUAUGCGCAUCGAACGUCGAGUGCAAGAGCAACCACGGUACGCUAGCGUGCAUUGCACUGCUGGAGCGCGCCGACACGGCCGACAUGGAGCCGUCCCGAAUCCCAGGCACGCUCGUGCACACGCGCCGCGGCGGCCAGUGCAAUGGCGACUGCGUCGAGUCGCUGGAUGAGAUCAACUUGUCGGUGCUGGCCGGGCGAAACGAGUGGGGCCGCAUUUCCGAGCUUCUCGCAACACCACUGUCCUUCGAGACGCUGCACAAACCGAACGACCGUGGCGUCUCUCUGUGGUAUCACGCCCUCGCCAACGGCAAGUCGGAUCUCGUGGCGCUGCUCGUCAAGCAACCCCACAUUGACGUGCAUGAGCCGUUCCCGAACGGACAGUAUCCUCUGUGCCUCGCGGCGGACUGGUGCCGCAUCGAGUGCGUGCGCGUCCUCCUCGAUGCCGGGGCUCACCCUCUACGACUCAUCUCGCCCAAACACGCCGACUACGCAGAGUUUCGCAAGACGCCGCUCGCAAUCAUCCGAGACUCAGAUGCGUUUCACCUGAUCCACGCCAAGACCGACCUCCUGGAGCAGUAUCCGCUCUACUACCUCGCGCGUGUUCAGAACUGCGCGCAAGCAGCUGCUUACGUCCAGGCACAGCAGUCGCCUAUGCAUGUCGCCAUCUCGACGCAACUACCCAUCUCGGUGCUGUCUGAGAUCAUCGACGAAAGUCCCCACGAUGUCAAUGCUCAAGACAAGAAUCAAGAGACACCGUUGAUGGUUGCUUCAAAGAUGGGCCUCGUCGACCAUGUCGACGUGCUUGUCAACAACGAAGCCGGCGUCGACCUCACCAACAACCAUGGCCAAAGCGCGCUCAUGAUGGCAGCAAUGGGUGGCCACGUCGCCAUCGUCGAUCAUCUCCUCGAGAAUAUGGCCGACAUUGGCCUCCGUGACGCUGACAACAAGUCCGUGUUCGAUAUGCUCCAGUCGCACAUCACGACGUACCUCGCGGGUCGUUCGUCCCACGAGCGCGUCAAGAGCCCGUAUGUGCAGAUCCAGGAAGCAAUUGAGAAGGAGGUUCGCGACAGCAAGACGUCGAUGCAGUACCGCGCCAAGCUCGCGGCGUCGCUCGCCGACUUGACGGCCAAGACGGCGUUUGACCGCAACGGUUUUGCCAAGGCCAUCAACUGCGCGCCCGAGCUCGGUGUCACGUUUCUCAACGACUGCGUCACCAUGGACCGCCACGACGUUCAUUUCACCAAACUCGACCUUGUCUACGGCAAGCACGUCACGGGCAGUGCACUCCACGCGCUGCUCAACAUGGAGACGGACGACCCAGAUCUUAUUUUCGAAGCCAAGUCCAAGUGCUUUGAGCACGUGACGAUCCGCCGCAUCCUCGAGAUCAAGUGGGAGCUGUUUGGCCAGCGCAAGUUCCUCGAGAUGCUCUUCAUGUACCUCGUCCUGCUCGUGAGCAUGACCGUCUCGGCGGUGCUCUUCCACGAGGAUGACACGCGCCUUCACGCAACGAGCGUCGAGGUGCUUCUCGGUGCUCUUGUCGUCUCUUUGGCCGUUGUUGGCUGUGUUGCGGUGCAGGCGCUGCGCCCGCAGACGCUCUGGCGCCUCUCUCGGUACCACUAUGAUGGUAGUCUCGAAUUUGAUCCAGAGCUCGACAUCCCGGACCUCGGGCGCCACAAGGCGGCGGCCAAGCGCUGGCUCAAGCUCGGUGUCUUGAUUGGGACGCUGCUUCUCACUGGUCUCCUUGUCGGUCUCAUGGUGGUGACGUCAUCCAUCUCAUUCUUUCCAGUCGUCAACAACGUGGUAUUGGCGGUCGCAGCUAUCUACUUUGUUCUCAACGAGUACCACGAGGCCCACGGCGACCUCCACACGUACCUCGCGUCGACCAUCAACGUCAUCCAAGUGAGCAUGUACAUGCUGAUUCUGGUCGUCUUCUUGCCCAUGCAGCUCAACUGGUUCGACACGCCCGACCAGAUUGAGAUUGCAGUCGGGAGUGGCAUCACACUCACGCUCUGGAUUCUGAGUCUCCAGUUUCUCGAGGUUGAGGCGAGCGCGAGCUACCUCCUGCCGAUGCUCUCGGGACUGCUCAAGGACCUAUGGAACUUCUUCCUUUUCUUUGGCGUCUUCCAGAUCGGAAUCACAGUCACCUUCUUCCAGCUCUACAAGGCGACGGACAGCGACGACUUCAACUCGCUCAGCGGGUCGUUCUUGACGUCGUACUUUGUCGCGUUUGGCCAAGUGCCCACCGGUGCAAUGGGCGCCUUCACCAAUGACGACACCAAGUCGAUCGACGGCUACGACUGGAUCUUGUACGUCUUUGCGGUCGUCAUGAUCAUGGCGCACUCGGCGGUCGUCGUUCUCUUCCUUCUCAACUUGCUUGUCGCCAACAUGAACAAGACGGUGGACGGCGGUCUCGAGAAGGCCAAGACCGAGGCACUCGCAGCGUACGCGCAGUGCAUUCUGCGACUCGAAGAGGCCAUGAACUCCUCACCACAGGAGACGCAAGACCUCAUCUACUUUAUCCCGCCGACACCAACCUGCGAUGGGAAGCUCAACCCGAUCUUUACUGCGUCCAUGCCCAAGUCGUACUACAGCAUCACGCCUGAGGUCGAAGCUGCCAUUGCUACGCACGAAGCGCAACAGACGUCGUGGAUGGUGGUGACCAAGACGAUCCAAGGCCAGGUGACGUCGGCGUUGACUGCAUUUGAAGACGGGCUCCGCGACGUGGCGCAUUUUACCGACGUGGACAUUUCGGUUGUCUUUGCCAAGGAGCUGGCAGCCAUUGAAGCUACUCGGUCGUCGCUGGACACCGUGUUUGUCUCGAUGCACAAGAGCCGCGGGCAGCAAGACCAGAGGAAGCUGCUUGGUCGUUUCCAGAAGACGGUGGUGCGCGAGCUCACCGUCCUUAAACGACAACUCGAUCAGGUCGGCGCCGUCGCGACCGUCGACACCGUCGCGAACGACGAGCACGCGCGCUGCGUCAUCUUGUACAAGCUUACGCGACGUUCGUCGAUAGCGAGCGAUUUUGAGGUGCUCCAGGCGCAUACAAGCGCUGUCUUUGACGACGCCGUGGCGAACGUUGCUGCUGUGGACGCUGACGCUGAUGGCAAGGACUCGUCGAGUGCGCUCCUCACCGAGAUGCAAGAGUUGAUGGAGGCGCAGACCGCCUCAGCAAAGGCCGCGAUGGCAGCCAUGGAAGCGAAGAACGCCAAGACCAUCCAAGAUCUCAACGCCGAGCACGCAAAGAUCAAGGACGAACACGCUGCGCUCAUCGACGCCAUGAAAUUGGAGAACGCCGAGGCCAUCGCGGUGAUGCAGAGCCAGCUUCAAACGCUCUUGAGCGCUGUCCAGACGCUCGUGCCGGCAGCUUCGGACACGUAGGACGACUGAUGCGCCUCCUUUGGUUGCCAUUGUACGACGCACAAUGUGUUUGCAUUUUGAAUUUUAUACGUUUCCACAAUUGUUUACUCUGUAAUAUUCG
Molecule: messenger RNA, 5145 nt
Organism: Saprolegnia diclina VS20
Lineage: Eukaryota; Oomycota; Saprolegniomycetes; Saprolegniales; Saprolegniaceae
Exons: 13
Coding region: 72-5045 (1657 amino acids)
Molecular function (GO): protein binding
Source: RefSeq, a predicted model, not a curated record